This is a messenger RNA of Drosophila bipectinata, 1076 nucleotides long. RefSeq names its product Synaptosomal-associated protein 29kDa (gene Snap29). Gene Ontology annotation, biological process: synaptic vesicle fusion to presynaptic active zone membrane; exocytosis; synaptic vesicle priming. Gene Ontology annotation, molecular function: syntaxin binding; SNAP receptor activity. The record is from RefSeq and is a predicted model, not a curated record. Gene Ontology annotation, cellular component: SNARE complex; plasma membrane. Lineage: Eukaryota; Metazoa; Arthropoda; Insecta; Diptera; Drosophilidae.
UCGUCCACCACCAGACUACCACAAAGGAAACAAAAGUGUAUCAACACAACAAAAACAAAAUUUGCCAAUUGGAAUAUUUCUGGUGCUCCAUUUGCUCCUGCGUAAGAUGGCCCAUAACUACCUGCAGCCAGUGCACAAUCAUUUCGACGACAAAUUCGAUGACGUGGACGACGACCUGUUUCUGCAGAACAAGCGCACUGGAACACCCAAAGUCCCUCAGCCGAGAAGCACUAAUCCCUUCGAGAUCGAAGAUGACGAGGAAGAGGCAGCCUGUUCGCCGUCCAUGACAGCGGAGCAGCUGGCGUACGCAGAGAGAAGACGAGCCAUCGAGCAGCGUACUCUGGACUCCACCAACAAAAGCUUGAGUUUGCUCUACGAAACACAAGAGGUGGGCAAGGCGACGGCUGUUGAGCUUGCCAAGCAGCGAGAACAGUUGGAGAAGACCUCCCAUCAGCUGGACGAGAUUAACGCCACUUUGCGCUUCAGCCAGCGUCACCUCAAUGGCCUCAAAAGUGUCUUUGGCGGACUGAAAAACUACCUCUCAGGCAAUCGGGACCAGCCACCAUCGGCUACUGCCUCGCCCACCGCUAGUCAGUCGUCGCAGGAAGCUAAUAGUAACAUUAAUGAGGGAGCAUGCGGCGGAGUAGCAUCUCCCGCUCCAUACUCUCCAACGGAUCCUUACGACAAUCAUCCAGUUAGCCGCUUGCGAGGAGAUCCAAGCAGUACCUACCAAUCUCAAGCUCAGGCAAGCAAUCCCUUCCAGGCCCAAAUUGACGCCAAUCUGGAGGAGAUGUGUGGCAAUCUGUCGGACCUGAAGCUAUUGGCCCUUGAUUUGGGCAGCGAAAUCGAGUCGCAGAAUGAACUGAUUGAUAAUAUGAAUUACAAAAUUGAGGAUGUGGACCUGAAGAUGAACAAGCAGAACAAGGACAUGAGCAAACUGCUCAAGAAAUGAACAUGGCUCGUUAUAUCAUAUUGUUUAAUGCUUUCUUAGAGUAACACCUUUAAUAUACAAAUCAUAGUCAUAACCUGCAUAUACUGUUCCUGGCAGAAAACCCCUCAAGGCCAUUUCAAAAGCA